AUGGCUUUGACAAGAUCCACAGAUCCCCUGGUAUGGAUCGAUUGCGAGAUGACGGGCCUCAACCCUGCUACAGACACCAUCAUGAGCAUCUCAUGUAUCAUCACGAACUCCGAUCUUGCGCCACUGGACCACCAAGGAUUCGACGCCGUGAUCCAGCACACCCCCUUGCAACUGUCCACAAUGUCCGAAUGGUGCGUCCGCACUCACGGUGCCUCGGGCUUGACACAAGCAUGUCUCGAAUCCACCACGACGGCACCCAUAGCUGCACGGGCGCUGCUCCAGUACGUCCAGCGAUACAUCCCCGAACCGCGCCGGGCGCUGCUGGCGGGCAACAGCGUCCACGCCGACAAGAUGUUUCUCAUGGUCCCUCCCUGGAACGCGAUCCUCGACCAUCUCCACUACCGCCUCUUCGACGUCAGCGCGACCAAGGAAAUGGUCCGGCGAUGGGCGUCACCAGCGAUUCUGGAAACCGCACCGGUCAAGCAACUCAAGCACACGGCGCGCGAGGACAUCCUCGAAAGUCUGACGGAGGCUCGAUACUACAAACAACUGGUCGAGGGGAUGACGACGUUGUCAUCGUCGUCAUCCUACGGUGUCAACGAUACAACAGCAGAGCCACCUGGCCCGUCGAAGUCAAAUGGCGGCGGACCUGGGAAGCCUCCUUGGACGACUGGCGCAACCACGGCCCAAGACGAAUGGGACAUGCAGAAGCUCAAAAACAGCCACGUCGGCGGCACAACCACCGUGUACGAUGGCUUCAGGACGGACGUACCUUGA
Molecule: messenger RNA, 777 nt
Organism: Exophiala spinifera
Lineage: Eukaryota; Fungi; Ascomycota; Eurotiomycetes; Chaetothyriales; Herpotrichiellaceae
Exons: 2
Coding region: 1-777 (258 amino acids)
Cellular component (GO): mitochondrion
Molecular function (GO): 3'-5'-RNA exonuclease activity; nucleic acid binding
Source: RefSeq, a predicted model, not a curated record